AUGGCCGCACCCAAAAUUCCCUUAUAUCUGCGGAUUCGGAAAAAGUUGUUGUCUUGGACACGUUGCGAGCAUGGAGAAGCGAACACAGCAACACUCGAUGACUUUGACCGGAUCAAGACGCUGGGCACCGGAUCUUUCGGCCGGGUGAUGCUCGUCAAGCACAAGGCGUCCAGCAAUUAUUAUGCUAUGAAAAUUUUGGACAAACAAAAGGUCGUAAAGCUGAAACAAGUGGAGCACACGCUGAACGAGAAGAAAAUCCUGCAGGCCAUCGAUUUCCCCUUUCUCGUCAACAUGACCUAUUCAUUUAAGGAUAACUCAAAUCUGUAUAUGGUGCUGGAGUUCAUCAGCGGCGGCGAGAUGUUCUCACAUUUGCGGCGUAUCGGCCGGUUUUCCGAGCCGCACUCCCGGUUCUACGCGGCACAGGUGAGCUCGAUCGUUUGCGCCUCAAAU
Molecule: messenger RNA, 450 nt
Organism: Mesorhabditis spiculigera
Lineage: Eukaryota; Metazoa; Nematoda; Chromadorea; Rhabditida; Rhabditidae
Source: the annotation of a GenBank genome assembly